UGUCAUUCAAAAAAAUUUGUAAGCACAACUAUUUUCAGCAAGGACUGGAAAACAAGCAUUCACGAAUUCCUACAUAACACAUACCCAACAAAGGCCACCUAAAUAUUUGAGUUUUACAAACAGAAUUGAACUGAAAAGUUUGCUUUUAAAUCAUGCAAACCUUGAGCUAAGCUUCUUAGUAAUCCUCCUACUCUUGACACUUCCUGCAGCAAGUGUUGGUAAACUUCCUCUUUAGCUGCAGAAACUUGUUUCAACGUGAGACAAGCCAUUUCAGAGCUGCUCGACUCCUAGCACGGCCUGUCCUCUUAAGGCUUCAAACAAAAAAUAAGAGAAUGCUUGCCUGACAGAAGACAAAGGAGGAGACGUACUUAAACAGACUGCAGGAAAAUGGUCAGCAACACAGUAAUAUUGCUUCUCUUCUGUGGAGAAAUUUGGAAAUCACUUUCCACUGAAAUACCUUCAAAUGUUUCCACAAGUGAAAGCAUCGUGCAUACCAGCACCAGCAGCACGGCAGAAGACAGAUCUACCACAAACCAACUGCAAACAACCGGCCCCAGCAUGCAGAAGCCUGCAGGAGCGCUGACUGCUGCAACAACACUGCCACAGCUGCCCGAACCAUACAUAGAGCCCACUAACGGGAGCUGGGUGGCAGCAAUGAUAAUGGGCAUUGUUUUGGUUGGUAUGGUAAUUGCUAUUAGUAUGAUUGUUAUAUGGAAACGCUGCAAGAAGCCAUUGCUAGCUGAUUCAAACUGGGCAGGUCAGUCUCCGUUUGCAGACGGAGACACUCCAGAUACCUUUGUGGACUCCGGCCAGGCUACCAAGCGUUUGUCAGUUUUAUUUAUGUUGCCUUGGAAAUUAAGAGAAGAAGCAUCCGUACAGCACGACCCUCCUGCAUCGGAGAAACCACCCAACGGCACGGCCAGCAACACCUGCAGGCAGCAGCCCGCAGCAGAACACAGCUGCUCCGCCACCGACCCUGCUGCAGCAGCGGCUCCCGGCCCAGAAGCAGCGAGCCCAGAGCAGGUGCUGCACCCACAGCCUGCCGAGGGCCUCGAGCUGCCGCCUCCCCCUGCGUGGCUCACUGAGCUCACUGAGCCGGCCGAGCAGCACGCCGCCGAUCCUGGCCAGCAAGAGGAACUUCACUCGGAAGUGAAGGAACCGUAUCCCCCACCGCUCCAGCUAAUUACUGAAGAGAUCUGUGAACCUCCGCCACCUCCAGAACAGCCUCAGUAGACUGCCAAAAUAACUUUCCAAAACGCUUCUCAUUUUUCUUAAACGAAGCACUCUUCAAAUAACUGAGUAAUGGAGAAGUUGACACAGGCAAGAACAGCGAAACCACAGCAAGAGCAACAGCUCCCCGGCAUUUCUCAACUUCAGCUUUCACAAAAGGGAAGAAUCCCUUUCUGCCUGCAACAAAUCUUGGCAGAAUACAGCACGCCUGGUGCCACUGCAUGGCCUAAUAGUGACUCCACUGUGCAGAUAACAAAUGAUUCCCGAUUUUGGAGACUGCAGAAAACUGCGUGUACCCCUGUGUUCAGCACAUGCAACACACAGAUGGAUGUGCACAGUGAAACUUUAGAGGGGCUCAGAGCUUCUUGCAAAGGUUUGUUCUAUUAGACUACGUAAAUGAACGCAAUGAAUUCAAGUUAAUUUUAAUAAAGCUUUCUAAUUCGAAGAUGUUUUGGUUGCUUAAAGCAUAACAGAGUUAUUUGCUUAGAUACAAAGCUUCUAAUUCAAAACAGUCUAAAUGCUCUGGCAUGCAUACAUACAGACUGCCUCAUACAGAGGUCUGUUUUCUGCGUCAGAUGGAGGAGCCACUUGGGAACAGAGGAUGACAGGUAUUUAAAGCAAAUCCUUCAGCAGCCAGCAGUCCAGAUCAAAGACCGAUGAAAUGCAUACUGUAAAAACUCUCAUUAUUUUGUUUUAUUUUUCAGUAGUAUAGUAGCGUAUUUUUGAUAGUAUAGUGGCUGUGAAAAAGAGGAUAUGACUCCAAACACAUGAAAAACAAAAAGGUGGUGUUUUACCCAGACGCUGGUUUUGGUGGAUGAAACAAACAGUUCACAGAACAUCCAGACAGACAACUAUCAGAAUUAGCUGCACAUGUUUACCAAUUUCUUCCUUUUGUUCCUCUCAAGCAGGAUUUUCAGAAUGGAUUCAAUGUAAUCAAUCUUUAAAAAUUGGUUUAAGGUUGUCUGGAUUGCAGGUUCCUUUAAUUCCAGGUGCCCAGGUUGGCCCAUCCUUUCUGGGCCUCAAGUACGAGAUAAGUUCACUACCCUGUCCAGAACCAUGCAUUUUUAUUUUAACUAUUUGAUGGAAAAUUGAAGGGAAUUCUCAGAGGUAAAUUACAAGCAUGCAUAUUUUACUGGCAUUUAAUGCCUAGAUUUGUAGAAAGAUAAGAUUUGUAGAGAGAAGCUGCUAGAUCCUAAUGCUAGGUUUCCAUGACAUCUCUGCAAAAUGACAAAGAACUUGCAGCUUUGAGUUUGCUGGGGGAGGGAACAUGUUUGGAUGUCACAUAGGCCACCUGUUCAUACCUGUUACAAUGGACAUUCCAUUCCAACCGCAUUCUGGUUGCUCAAAGACUUUGAGGCUUUAUGCAUUGCACCAUGUUAAAAUAUAUGCAUAUAUUUUAUAUGUGACAAAUGUGUGCAUUACAAACUAUGCAUACCCUUGCCAUAUUGUUUGGAGCAAAGCAGAUAAAGAUUUCCUUAGAAAGUGGUAAAUUCCUGCAGUAUGUGCUGCUGGGUAUAAACCCAACAACACAGAGACAACCUGAUCCAAGCAGCACAAAACCAAGGAUUUUUAAAUUAGGAAAAGAUAUUCUGGCAGGGUAGCUUAAGUAAGCUCGAGAAAGGAAACCUAAAUUAACACUAACCCUUCUUACUGGAACAGAGACUAAAUGAAAGCAGAAAAGAGCACAAUUCACAGGACUUCUAAAAUAGAAACAUUUAAAUGGGUUCAUACACUAAGCUAAGAAAAUUUUAUAUGUAAUGUUUUGAUGCAGUAUCGCGGCUACAAAUACAUAAAGAAGUUAACUGAUUCAAAUUAGAAAACCCAACUAUUUUAUUGAAUAUGUAUGCUUUGCAAUAAAUUUGAGUCAGCACCAGCGACAGCUCUGCAGUCCUCCAAUGUAGUGCAGAUCAGGUGGUUGCAGAGCCCCAGCUAGCAGCAAUACGAUGCAGCUGAAGAGGCAAGCACAAUCCACAGACAGCAACUGUAGCUACUCUCUAGAACAAGACGACCUCUAAGCUUAAAUCUUUCACAGAAAUAAUGUGCUGAUAUUGCAGAAGACAUUACGGUAAGUUUGUGUUUUCUGUUUUUAAUCACAAAACCUACUACAAAAGUAGAGACAGAAAUAAGAACGAAAUUAUUAGUUGAUGAGAGAUGCUUGCACCAGGAAUUUGCUGCAGUGUCAGAGAUUUCUUACUAACAUUAAUUCAGCUUUCAAACAUGUGUUAGCUUUGGGAAUGUAACUGACACGAUAAUAAGGAAAAGUACUAAUGUGCAUGUUACUAUGAAUGCAGAAUUUGGGUUUCCAACCAAAUUCCUAACCAAUUUAAGAUGUAUUUUAAGCAAUUCUACUUAAGCAAAUAGCAUGCCUGGAUGGGGGGUUCUGCUACAUUACUGCAGAGAUUUGUAAAGCAGAUCCAGUUGACAGCCAUUUUUUCAUCCUGUAUAAAAGAACACAUUAUUCCAAACAUAAUAUAGGCUUGAAAUCACUAAAAACAAGAAGCAGACAUUGUAUAACGUUUGGAAGAGACUUGCAUUUUCGGAAGAAAGCCCUCAUUUGAGCUUGAGGGGGAAAGGCAGAUGAAAAAACAAGUCUCGUUCUGCCAGACAACAUGACAGGCUCUGAAGGGAUGCUUUGUGAAGUCUCUCUUGAACAAUUACAAAAAGGACCGUGCCACAAAGGGGUUUAUUGAUAUUUUUACUUAAUUUCUGCUGCAACUAAUCACUGCAAAGACAGCCCUUACAAAUAAAUAAAAUACAUUACAUGGAUUUCAAGGGUGUCAUUUUUGU
This is a messenger RNA of Centrocercus urophasianus (Greater sage-grouse), 4017 nucleotides long. RefSeq names its product ecotropic viral integration site 2B (gene EVI2B). The record is from RefSeq and is a predicted model, not a curated record. Bases 388 to 1233 code for a protein of 281 amino acids. Lineage: Eukaryota; Metazoa; Chordata; Aves; Galliformes; Phasianidae. The transcript has 2 exons. Gene Ontology annotation, biological process: regulation of stem cell division; positive regulation of neutrophil differentiation.